Triplophysa dalaica is the source of this 1138-nucleotide messenger RNA. It is a transcript of the gene tfpi2, whose product is annotated as tissue factor pathway inhibitor 2. Lineage: Eukaryota; Metazoa; Chordata; Actinopteri; Cypriniformes; Nemacheilidae. The transcript has 5 exons. Gene Ontology annotation, biological process: negative regulation of peptidase activity. The coding region runs from base 122 to 793 and encodes 223 amino acids. Gene Ontology annotation, molecular function: serine-type endopeptidase inhibitor activity. The record is from RefSeq and is a predicted model, not a curated record. Gene Ontology annotation, cellular component: extracellular region.
AAACUGCCCGCCCUCCCAAUUCCUCCCCUGAAAACUUCUCCGUUUAUAAAGGCAACGAUUGUGAGAAAUCAAGUUAAACAGACUACUCGCUUUGUCAGCUUGGAUUCAGACGUCUAACACAAUGGUGUGCGCUUUACUCGGAGGUCUUUUGCUUGCUAUUGCUGUAUUGCACAGCGCCGUCGGGUUUCGCCCCAAAGAGGUCUGCUUGUUUCAAGUUGAGGAAGGACAAUGCAAUGACGACAUAAGUCGCUAUUACUACAAUACAAUUACUCAAAAGUGUGAAGAAUUCAGUUACAGCGGCUGUGGAGGAAACUUAAACAAUUUCAGAAGCUUUUUGGAAUGUCAGAAAACAUGUUUCAAGAUCCCAAAAAUUCCCCGGCUCUGUCGUUUUGAAAAGCAAGAGGGGCCCUGCCGUGCCCUCUUUGAGCGCUACUUCUUCAAUAUGACCUCCAUGCAGUGUGAAGCUUUCUUCUAUGGCGGUUGCCAAGGCAAUGAAAACAACUUUGAAAAUCUUCAGUCAUGUAUGGAAUACUGCAGGCCUUCAAAAACAACCCCUGUGAUUUGCCAAGAUGUUUUGGACAAAGGUCCGUGCUCGGCUUCAAUACCAAGAUAUUACUACAACUCUGGUACAAAGACAUGUCAGGAGUUUAUAUACUCAGGGUGUGGAGGAAGCAACAAUAACUUUAUCUCCAAGAAAAGCUGCAUGGACGUGUGCAGAUCACGUGGGAAAAAGAAAGGAGUCGAAUUUCUUAAACAAAAACGGAUAAUGGCACAACCAAAGAGGAUGCAAUAGACCAAAUCAUCAUUCGUGAAGUCAUCCACACCACAAAGACAAAGAUAUUUGCACUGAUUUUAAAAUGACUGUGCUUUUGACACUCUCUGUCCGGUCAGAAAUGGCAGCUUGUUUUUUUCACUGUCGUUUGAAAAACAUUGGUUUAUCAUGCAACUCAUUGACCAGAGGGGAUAUUUUUAUAUACAGUACAUUUUUUUAUGUACUUUUUAUUCUGUUUUAUUCUAUUUUGUAUUUCAAUGAAAGCUGCCAUAGAAUUGUGUUUUAUUUGUAAUGAUAAACUGAAUUUGAUCUACUUCAAUGUCAUUUUUAAAACAAAACAAUACUGAGAAUAAAUCAUUUAUAUAA